Hippoglossus stenolepis (Pacific halibut) is the source of this 2556-nucleotide messenger RNA. RefSeq names its product endothelial cell adhesion molecule b (gene esamb). Lineage: Eukaryota; Metazoa; Chordata; Actinopteri; Pleuronectiformes; Pleuronectidae. Gene Ontology annotation, cellular component: plasma membrane; adherens junction. Gene Ontology annotation, molecular function: cell-cell adhesion mediator activity. The transcript is spliced from 8 exons. Gene Ontology annotation, biological process: homophilic cell-cell adhesion. Bases 381 to 1706 code for a protein of 441 amino acids. The record is from RefSeq and is a predicted model, not a curated record.
CACAGUUUGAGUGAGCGAGGAGGACACGAGGCAGCCUCACUCAGUGAAGCCCGGCAGAGGCAGCAGACGUGGAAAACACCCGAGAGGAGAGGAGCGAGGAAUGAGAGAAAGCGAAGGAGCGAGAGCGUCUCUUCUUUCCUUCCCCCGGGUGUGAGGCGCGGAGCCGCCGGUGCGCCCCGGUGAUGUGAGCCGCUGCUUGGAGGAGGAAGAGCAGGAGGAGGAGGCGGGAUGGCAGAGAGGAGGAGAGCAGGCUCCAUGUGCUCCCGCUGCUUCUCACAGAGGACACCGUCACCUGGAGACGCGUCUAGCCGCAUUUUGUGGAAGUGAAAGCCCGUGUUUGUUGCUGUGUGAACUUUGGAGGAGCCGGUGGAUGCGGCGCCAUGGAGAUAAAGACGAGACUUCGCGCGCUGCUGCUGUUCAUGUGGAUGUUUCAAGGUGACACCCACAGGGUGGAGAUCCCCAGAGGGGAGCUGGAGGUGGUGAAAGGCGCAAUGGUGGUGCUACAAGCCUGGUACAGCCCCAACUCCGACAUUUCCAGGAACUCCGUCAUUUGGCAAUUCAUGGGGAAUAAGUCGAGGCAGGUGAUAAACUUCAGCUCCGGUGAGGUCGGGCUCGGUCAGAGCGAUUACACCACCAGGGUGGGCUUCAGUGCGGCCAUGCCCUCAGCCAACCUCUCCAUCUACAUCAACAACACACAGGAGUCGGACUCGGGACGUUACGUCUGCAGCGUCCUCAUCCCUAGAAGUAAUGGCAUUUCAGGAGAGAUACACCUUAAUGUCAAAGUCCCCCCCUCCCCACCGGUGUGCACCAUGACAGGAAACCCAGUGGUGAAGGGCAACGUGACGCUGAGCUGUAAAUCCAGUCAUGGAAAACCCAUCCCUCAGUACAAGUGGACCAAGGCCGCGCCCUUGUCGGAGGUUUUCUUCUCGCCGAUGCAGAAAUGGAGAACCUGCCCCCAGCCUAUGCUUGUGCUUGGGUUCAUGGACGAGAGACACGGCACCCUCAGGCUGAGCAACCUCACUAAAAACAUGUCGGGGAAGUACGUCUGCCGAGCCAGCAACACAGCCGGCUCCGACAGCUGCUCCAUUAACCUGGAAGUCAUCACCUCUUCCAACGCAGGCAUGAUCGCAGCAGCCACCCUGGGGUCAGUGGUGGGUCUCAUGGCCAUGGUGCUGUUCCUCAUAUUCAUACUGAGGAGGAGACGGGACACGGAGGAGGAGAUGGCCAACGAGAUCAAGGAGGAUGCUCAGGCCCCAAAGCGGGUGUCAUGGGCAAAGAGCAACACCGGCUCCGACAUCGUGUCCAAGAACGGCACGCUGUCCUCCAUAGCAACCAGUCCUCGAACGCGAGACCCAAACCCGCCCAACUACCACUACCCGUACUCGCCCAUCUCGGCGUCAGACACGGGCUCAGUCAUCAACGCCUACCAGCUGCGACCUGGAGAAGCCAACACCUUACAGGGACUUCCUGGUUACAACAUGGGAGGCACGCCAUCACGCAAACACAAGCGGCCCCCCUGUACAAACGGGGGCCCUCCGCAGGUUGUGAGGAGCUCUGUGGUCGGCGUCCCCAACAGGACUGAGGGGGCGCAGCCUCAGGCGCCGCCACUCGCCGUGUCCCCACAAAUGAGCUCCUCCACCCUGACGCGCACGGGAACCGUCGCCGUCAUGGUGCCGGCUCAAAGCCAAGCCGGCUCGCUGGUGUAACCACGCUGGUGGGGAAUAAAAGGACAGCGGUUGUUGUUGGGAAAGUUGAAGACCUGAAAGGUUCCGAGAGAAGAUGGUUCGUGCUUCAUUUGCACAGACGCUCCCCUCGCUUUGCUGAUCGACGUAAACGCAGCGUCGUUCAUUUCAGUUUUUCAUUUGCUGCAUUCUGUCUCACUGAAGUUUCAUUUUUAUUUACAUGCUCAGAAAGACAUUUUCAAUAAUGUGGUGAAGUAGCAUUAAAACACCAGUUACUAUAAGAUCUGUCUGGAUACUGUGAACCAUAAUGAACGGUUGAGUGCUCAUAGAGUUUGGAAGUUCUUGUAAAGUAUAACGUUUUGGGUACAUUUGAAUAAUGUAAAAAAAUAACUACAUUUGAUUUUUUUCUAUUAUUUCAUUCCUCUGUCACCUUCAGUUCACUUUUCUCAGGCUAACUGCACAAGUUCAGGGCAAAAAGUCAGCCAAAACAAAAACCACAGUUCAGGUUCUAAUAACCGUGUGUGUGUGUGUUAGUUUCUCUCUUCCUUCACUAUGGAGAGAACUUGCUGUUUGAGUUUUUCGCUGGUCGUGGUAGAUGGGAUGUAACCAAAAUCGUGACAUUGUUGAAGUAGAGAUUCUUUUUUUUUUGUUCAAAAGGUGCUUGAUAUAAUUUGAUAUUAUUACCGUAAAACACAUGAGACAAUUAGCUGAGAAUUGAGAUUGUUGGUCUUCGGACUGAAACUGGUUUGUUUUCUUGUAAUUAUACUGAACUCUGGAUUUAAUGUGGCAGUGAAUUAUCGGUGUUGACAGGCUACAUGUAGCACUUUUUAUGCAGUUCUGAUUGUUUUCCAAUAAAGUGCUCUGGAGUGGUUGA